CAAAAAUCUUUUAUCCUCAAUGUCAUAAAGACCACCUGUCCCAUAAAGUAAUAUAGACAUCUAAAUCAUUAGAUUAAGCACCUUAACCAUAAUAAUAUCCACCAGCCCCAUAAUAUGCUCCAACAUUAGCUCCAUAAUAUGCUCCAACAUAUGCUCCAUAAUAUGCUCCAACAUUAGCUCCUUAAUAUGCUCCUCUUACAAGCUAUGUUCCACAACAAUAUGCACCUGCUCCUAUUGCACCACUCACAUAUAGUGUUGCCAGACCUGUUGCUCCAGUUGUUGCUUAACCAGUUGUUGCUCAACCAGUUGUUGCUUAACCAGUUGUUGCUUAACCAGUUAUGUAAGCCCCCGUUUUGUAAUAAUCUGUCAUUGCUCAGCCAGUCGUUUAAUAAUCAGUUCAUGUAUAAAUAUUCAAAUCUAAAUUUUAAGGCAACUAUUAAAGGAGAAUCAAGAAUUGAAUAUAUUCCUUAUCAAAAAGCUGUUAUGGAAUAUGAAGAAUAAGAAGUUGUUUAAUAUGUCCCAAGAGAAAGAAAAGUUACAGAUUAUUAUGCAGUUGAAUAUUAGACCGAAUAUAUCCCAUAAGUCUUCUAAGAAAAAUACACAGGUAUGUAAUUAUUAUAAAUUUAGAAUACGUACCAGUUGACAGAUAUUAAGAAAGAGUUGAAUAUUAUCCAGUUGAAAAAUAAGUUGUUCAUGUAUAAAAAUUGUUUUAAUUAAUUUUAGCAAUAAGUUCAACCAGUAGUAUAACAAGUUGUCUAAUAACCAGUUGUUCAAUAAGUUGUUUAACAACCAGUUGUUUAAUAAGUUGUUCAAUAACCAGUUGUUUAAUAAGUUGUUCCUCAACCAGUUGUUUAAUAAGUUGUCUAAUAACCUGUCAGUGUUGUCUAACCAGUUUAAUCUGUUCCAGUGACAUAUGCACCAUAAUAUGCUGCACCAUAAUAUGCUGCACCAAUUGUCUCAUCAAGAGUUGUACCAUCAUAUCCCUAAUAUCCAUCAUAUCCAUCAUAUCCUUAAUAUCAACCAGCACCCUAAUAAGUCUAACCAUAAUAACAACCACCAAGAUCUAAUUUGAAUGUUGCUUGAAAUAUUAAGUGCACAUAAAUAAAUUAUAUU
This is a messenger RNA of Paramecium sonneborni, 1113 nucleotides long. The record is from the annotation of a GenBank genome assembly. NCBI's taxonomy places the organism in Eukaryota, Ciliophora, Oligohymenophorea, Peniculida, Parameciidae.